Messenger RNA from Ilex paraguariensis (yerba mate), 518 nucleotides. The record is from the annotation of a GenBank genome assembly. NCBI's taxonomy places the organism in Eukaryota, Viridiplantae, Streptophyta, Magnoliopsida, Aquifoliales, Aquifoliaceae.
UACAGUUGCCAUGGAAAAUCAUAAUUCCUGCUGAAAACUUGGAUGCUAAAGGGUUGAUGCUUCAACGGGCAAUCAUCAUUCGUCUGAUGGAUGGGUUCUCGAUCAAGAAGGCCACGAAAGAUCUUGGUUAUUGUCUUGCGGUGACAACAUUAGAGAGCAUUGGGGAAGGGAAGGUUAGACAAAACUCAGGGGAUGUACUCUUUCCUGUUGUCUUCAGCUGCAUCACCUUCAGGAUUUACAGGGGAGAAAUCUUGGAGGGAGUUGUACACAAGAUUUUGAAGCACGGAGUUUUUUUGAGAUGUGGGCCUAUCGAGAACAUUUAUCUCUCCAAUAAGAAAAUGCCCGGAUAUGAGUAUGUGCCUGGGGAAAAUCCCAUCUUCAUGAAUGAAAAGAUGCCGAAAAUUGAGAAAGAUGUGGUGGUGCGUUUCAUUGUGAUUGGGGAAAAGUAUAUAGAGGCUCAGAGGGAAUUGCAAGCAGUUGUUAGCUUGGAGGGGGAUUUUCUUGGGCCCGUUUCUUAA